AUGAAAAAGUUUAUUCUUAGUUCGCUUUUCCUGGCCGCAGCUUUUGCAGCUUCAGAAUCAUUAUCAACCAUUCAAUCUACAAUCGUUUCUACAUUGCCAUGUUCUUCGCAAUCGGCUAAUGUUGUUCCAUCUCAAUUCAUUUAUGCUAAUGUGUCAACUUUUGCUUCUUUGAGCACUACUUACGACGUCGUUGAUGUUUCAUCAUCACAAACUGCAAUCAAUGCUGGUUCAGCAGUAACUAGUGCUGCACAAUCAAGUUCCAAGGCUAAACAAACUUUGUAUGAAUACGAUACUGCUUAUGAUAAUGAAGUAUUUGAGGUGACUCAUACCGUCUGUGAUAGUAAUAGUCAUUGCUACCUCACAACUGACCUUGAAAGCUCAACUACUUACACCACUACAAUUGAUGGUAUAUUAACAGUUGUUACUACUGUUGUGCCAGUCAGUGCUACUACUACUGGUUCUUCUAGUGAAAUUACUCAAUCUGCUGCUGCAACCUCUUCCAGUGAAGGUUCUCAAGAUUCUACAUCUGAAGGUUCUUCCGCAGAAUCAUCCGCAAUUUCUGAACCAUCUGCAACCGGUUCUCCAUCUACAAAGACCGAAGAAACAACUACUGUUGUAACCAUUACUUCAUGCCAUGAUAACAGAUGUUCAAUUGUCCCACGUACCACUGGAUUAACCGUUAUCACGGUCACCUCUGACGACAUGGUCACUGCUUACACUACUUACUGUCCAUUGACAGGUGAAACCUCAGCUCCGGUAGAAACAUACGUUACAUCUGCUCAAUCAACCUCUGGUUUGGUUGAGUCUACUGAAGCUGAAAUUGAAAGCUCUCCAAUUCCACAACCUAAAGCUGAAUCAACUCAAGUUGAAUCUAUCCCAGCUGCUGCAGAAACCACUGAAGUUGCCCCUCCACAAACUGAAGCAUCUUCUGUUUCAACUUCUGCUCCUAACGAUAAUCUUUCUACCGUCAAUGUCAUUACCAACAAUAUCGUUACUCAAACUCCAGAACCAUCUACUAUUUCAGAACAAACUACAUCAGCAGACCACCCUAUAAACUCACAAUUCACUACUUUCGAAGGUGCCGCUAAUUCUAUCGUCCGUUCUUCCAGCCUUAUCGGUUUAUUAAUUUCUUUCAUCUUUAUGAUCAUAUAA
Debaryomyces fabryi is the source of this 1152-nucleotide messenger RNA. It is a transcript of the gene PGA38, whose product is annotated as Pga38p. The record is from RefSeq and is a predicted model, not a curated record. Bases 1 to 1152 code for a protein of 383 amino acids. Lineage: Eukaryota; Fungi; Ascomycota; Pichiomycetes; Serinales; Debaryomycetaceae. The transcript has a single exon.